AUGUUUCGAUGUUGUUUUGGUAAGGAAGAAAUAAGUCAAAUAGAUCACCAGGCAAAUGAGAAUCCAACAGCAAGAACCGCUGCAUGUCAUAGUGAGCCAGUAACAUGUAUUAAUAACAUGAGCUACGGCGUUACGAUAUCUGGUAGCCAGGAUAAGACAGUCCUGGCCUAUAACUGGAGGACUGGUAAUAUCAUACGCAGAUGGUUCGGGCAUAAUAAAGAAAUCACAAAGGUAACUGGAAAUUACGUAAGACUGAGAUCAUUUACUUUACGUUACGUAACAAAGUUGGCAGUGAAUUGGACUCAACUACAAAUGUAA
Molecule: messenger RNA, 318 nt
Organism: Trichoplax adhaerens
Lineage: Eukaryota; Metazoa; Placozoa; Uniplacotomia; Trichoplacea; Trichoplacidae
Exons: 3
Coding region: 1-318 (105 amino acids)
Molecular function (GO): protein binding
Source: RefSeq, a predicted model, not a curated record